AUGCCCGAGGUGCUCAUCGCAAUAGAACUCGAUGAGACUGACGGCCGCCCGUUUUGCUUGCUUUUAGAGCAUGACGAAUGUCUCAGCGGACUCCACAACUGCGACGAGAACGCCCUGUGCUUCAACAUGGUGGGAGGCCACAGCUGCUCCUGCAAGCCGGGAUACACGGGGAACGGCACCGUCUGCAAAGCAAUGUGUGACGGACUGUGCCAGAACGGAGGAUCCUGCAUUUCGCCUAACAACUGCGUUUGCCAGCAAGGAUUUACGGGGGAGAGGUGUGAAACAGACAUUGACGAGUGUGCGGACGGCUUUGUUGAGUGCGAUAGUAAAUCCACUUGUGUCAACUUGCCCGGCUGGUACCACUGCGAGUGCCGCGACGGCUACCAUGACAACGGCUUGUUUUCCGCCAACGGGGAAUCGUGCGUAGAUAUUAACGAAUGCAAGACGGGGAGGAACACCUGCGCCAACGACACAGUGUGCUUCAACCUGGAGGGAGGCUACGACUGCCGGUGCCCCCACGGGCAUAACUGCACCGGCGACUGUAUCCAUGACAACAAGGUCAAGCACAGCGGGCAGAUAUGGGUGCUGGACAGCGACAGGUGCUCGGUGUGCUCCUGCCAGGCCGGCCAAGUGAUGUGCCGGCGGAUGGUGUGCGACUGCGACAACCCCAACGCCGACCUGUUCUGCUGCCCCGAGUGCGACCCCCGCCUGAGCAGCCAGUGCCUGCACCAGAACGGCCUGCUCACCUACGGCAGCGGCGACACCUGGGUGGAGAACUGCCAGCAGUGCCAGUGCCUGCCGGGGCAGGUGGACUGCUGGCCUCUGCCGUGCCCGCCCGUGGACUGCGAGUUCACCAUGGUGCCGGAGGGCGAGUGCUGCCCCCGCUGUGUCACUGACCCCUGCCAGGCCGACACCAUCCGCAACGACAUCACCAAGACGUGCACGGACGAGCACAACAUCUCACGCUUCAGCGGCUCCUCCUGGAUCAAACACGGCACGGAGUGCACCCUGUGCCAGUGCAAGAACGGACACAUCUGUUGCUCAGUGGACCCGAUGUGCCUUUAGUCCUUGGCAGAUCUGAAGGCACCUGUACAGAGUUCUCCGUGUACAAAGAGAAAAAAAAAAAAGAAAAAAAAAAGUAACACGGCCCCCUGUGUCUCCUCACCGUCCUCUUCACGGGGCCUGGGUCAAAUAGUGUUUGCACUGUUCGGCUUGGUUUUGACCUGCUGAGCCAGAUGAUUGGAGGUUACAAUUCAGGUCACAGAUAAUUGUACAUCUUUGACAUUCAGGUUUUGUCUCCUCUGGUUUUUCCCUUUUUUUUUUUUUUUUUUUUUUUCCUUUUUCCCCAGUUUAAAGCUUUUAUUGUACAUUGCAUACAUCACCUCCACCCAUCUGGUACUUUGUGCACGUUAGGUGUUUAAAAGCAACCUGCGAACAGUCUGUGACCCACACCUGUAUCCUCAGAUCCUUUAUACCAAAUGCCAAACGGACGAUGGACUAUAAGUUCCCUCUGACCCGCGUCGCGCCUGCCCAAAGCGAAGCCUUUGAGCGUCGCCGAUUACCCACUCCAAAGCAUUGCUACAUGAAUCUGUAAGAUAUUACUAUUACUGGCAUGACUGUGCUUGAUGUCCAGACAUUUUUGCUGAUUUCUAUAAUAACAAUGAUUAUGAAAAAUGAUACCUUAGAUAGUGAAAACCAUUAGCAUAAGGUUCUGUUGCCACUUUUAACAGUUGUCUGUAUGAUGUGGUGCUCUGUAGCAUUUGUUUUGAUUUGAUCUUUUUUUUUUUUUUUUGGUAUUUUUUCUUUUUUCCCAAGCUUGUUACAGUGUUAUGGUGAAAUAAAGUAUUUCCAUUUCCAUUUAA
This is a messenger RNA of Poecilia latipinna (sailfin molly), 1862 nucleotides long. Its product is annotated as protein kinase C-binding protein NELL2-like. Gene Ontology annotation, molecular function: calcium ion binding; heparin binding; protein kinase C binding. The record is from RefSeq and is a predicted model, not a curated record. Gene Ontology annotation, cellular component: cytoplasm. Lineage: Eukaryota; Metazoa; Chordata; Actinopteri; Cyprinodontiformes; Poeciliidae. The transcript is spliced from 8 exons. The coding region runs from base 1 to 1065 and encodes 354 amino acids.